Messenger RNA from Trichoplusia ni (cabbage looper), 3045 nucleotides. It is a transcript of the gene beta'COP, whose product is annotated as coatomer subunit beta'. Gene Ontology annotation, biological process: endoplasmic reticulum to Golgi vesicle-mediated transport; intra-Golgi vesicle-mediated transport; retrograde vesicle-mediated transport, Golgi to endoplasmic reticulum. The record is from RefSeq and is a predicted model, not a curated record. Gene Ontology annotation, cellular component: COPI vesicle coat. The transcript is spliced from 18 exons. Lineage: Eukaryota; Metazoa; Arthropoda; Insecta; Lepidoptera; Noctuidae. Gene Ontology annotation, molecular function: structural molecule activity; protein binding. Bases 108 to 2930 code for a protein of 940 amino acids.
UCCGUAAGUAUACGAAAAAAAAAAUAGUGACACGUCCACCCACCCUGUCAAACUUCCACAGUUCCCCUGUUCCUGUAUGAUAAUUUUUCAUGUUUUAACUAUUAAAAAUGCCGUUGCGCCUGGAUAUCAAGAGGAAGUUGACAGCGAGGUCGGACCGCGUCAAGUGCGUGGACCAGCACCCGACCGAGCCAUGGCUCCUGUGCUCCCUGUACAAUGGUGACGUGAACAUAUGGAACUACGACACACACUCACAGAUCAAACGAUUCGAGGUAUGCGACCUGCCGGUGCGUGCUGCGAAGUUCGUUCCCCGGAAGAACUGGGUGAUCACGGGGUCAGAUGACAUGCAGAUCCGCGUGUUCAACUACAACACGCUGGAGCGAGUGCACGCGUUCGAGGCGCACUCGGACUACGUGAGGUGUAUCGCGAUACACCCGACACAGCCAUACAUUCUCACAAGCAGUGAUGACCUGCUGAUAAAGCUAUGGAACUGGGAGCGCAACUGGGCGUGCCAGCAAGUGUUCGAGGGUCACACACACUACGUCAUGCAGAUCGUAAUCAACCCUAAAGACAACAACACAUUCGCCAGCGCCAGUCUCGAUACCACCGUCAAAGUUUGGCAGCUCGGCUCCUCAAUCUCCAAUUUCACACUAGAAGGUCACGAAAAGGGCGUGAACUGCGUGGACUACUACCACGGUGGAGACAAACCCUAUCUCAUUAGUGGCGCAGACGACCGCCUCGUCAAAAUAUGGGACUACCAGAACAAAACAUGUGUUCAGACACUGGAAAGUCACACACAGAACGUGUCGGCGGUGUCCUUCCACCCGGAGCUGCCGAUCCUGCUGACCGGUUCCGAGGACGGCACCAUCAGGAUAUGGCAUGCCGGCACGUACCGCCUCGAGUCUUCCCUAAACUACGGUUUCGAACGAGUCUGGACUAUUUCUUCCAUGCAUGGCUCCAACAAUGUUGCCAUCGGUUACGACGAGGGAACAAUCAUGAUCAAGGUCGGUCGCGAGGAGCCCGCUAUAUCUAUGGACGUCAAUGGAGGCAAGAUCAUCUGGGCGAAGCACUCCGAGAUGCAGCAAGUCAACUUGAAGGCACUGCCAGAAGGCACAGAAAUAAAAGAUGGCGAGCGCGUCCCAGUCGUUGCCAAAGACAUGGGUUCUUGCGAGAUCUACCCUCAGACGAUUGCCCACAACCCGAACGGUCGCUUUGUGGUGGUCUGCGGCGACGGCGAGUACAUCAUCUACACGGCCAUGGCGCUCCGGAACAAGGCUUUCGGCACCGCGCAGGAGUUCGUCUGGGCCUUCGACAGCUCUGAGUACGCGACCCUCGAGAACUCCAGCACCAUCAAAGUCUUCAAGAACUUCAAAGAAAGAAAGAGCUUCAAGCCCGAGUAUGGAGCUGAAGUUUAUAUGACAGGAAUUUAUGGCGGCUACAUGCUGGGAGUUAAGUCCAUCAGUGGGAUGGCGUUCUCGUUCUACGACUGGGAGAAUUUGGAACUCAUUAGACGUAUUGAGAUUCAGCCCCGCCACGUGUACUGGUCGGAGAGCGGCAACCUCGUGUGCCUGGCGACAGACGACUCCUACUACGUACUGAAGUACAAUGCAGCUGUCGUGACGCGAGCGCGAGAAACUAACACCAAUAUCACCGAGGACGGUAUCGAAGACGCCUUUGAGGUUGUCGGCGCAGUAACGGAAGUGGUGAAGACCGGGCUAUGGGUCGGCGACUGCUUCAUAUACACAAAUUCGGUGAACAGAAUAAACUACUACGUCGGCGGCGAGAUCGUAACGAUAUCUCACCUCGACCACACCAUGUACAUUCUCGGAUAUGUCGCCAAGGAGAACAGACUGUACCUGAACGACAAGGAGCUGAACAUAGUGUCGUACUCGCUGCUGCUGUCGGUGCUGGAGUACCAGACGGCGGUGAUGCGCGGCGACUUCGAGACCGCCGACCGCGUGCUGCCCACCAUACCUCACGAACACCGCACCAGGGUCGCGCACUUCUUAGAGAAACAAGGCUUCAAGCAGCAAGCCCUCGCUGUAUCGACGGAGCCGGAGCACCAGUUCGAGCUGGCGCUGUCGCUGGGCGAGCUGCGGCGCGCGCGGCAGCUGGCGGAGGACGCGGCGGCGGCUGAGGGCGCGCCCUCGCGGUCCGCGGCCGCGCGCUGGUCGCGCCUCGGGGCCGCCGCCGCCGCCGCCGCCGACACCGAGCUCACCAAGAUGUGCUACCAGAGCGCCAAGGAUUACAGCGCGCUGCUGCUCUUCGCUGCCAGCACUGGUGACAAAGCCCUGCUACGGAGCGUGGCGCUGAUGUCUGCGGAGGACGAGUCCGACAACAUCGCGUUCGUUGCGUACUACAUGCUGAACGACCUCGACUCUUGCCUCAACCUGCUCAUCAAGCGCGACAAGCUGGCUGAAGCAUCCUUCUUUUCCAGAGCAUACAUUCCAUCGAAGAUGUCGGAGGUGGUGAAGAUGUGGCGCGACGCGACGAGCGCGUCCAACAAGAAGCUCGGCCAGUCGCUCGCCGACCCCGAGAAGUACGAGAACCUCUUCCCGGAGUUCGCGCAAUCUCUGGAGCUGGAGCGGUAUCAGCGCGAGAUCGGCUACGAGCGUGCUAACCAGCUGAGCGCGCUGGCGCCGAACGCGAGCACCUGCAACCUGGAGCGGAACCUCGCCGCGGAGAAGGAGGAGGCGGAGCAGCGCGGCCUGCUGCCCGCCGCCGUCACACACCCACGCGUACCACUUCCAGAUAAUGGCAGCGUAAUAGAGAGCGCUCCAGCAGACAGCAGCGGCAUCGUGGAGUCUUCGAAGAUCCUCGCUGAGUCCUUGGACAGGAUAGACGACGACCUGGAGCGAGAGAUCGAGGACCUGAUGCUGGACGGCUCGGCCGGCAGCGUGGAUCUCUCAGAUGAAGCCGACUUAUUGGACUAAUUUCUAAGUGUAUUUAAAACUGUUUAUUAUAUAUUACAGUACAGAUCAUAAAAAAAAACAUUGUACUUCAUAAAGUGCUAAUUCCUUAUAAGAUUAAAGUAUUAUACUGAUUUGC